AAAGACUGGUUGAUAGAAACAUGAAUGACAGUUCACUUCUUCUAACUUUGUUUUCAUACACGUCUCAUCUUCAAUAGCGGUUAUCAUCAUUUCCAAUAUCAUGAUGCUUCACGCAUCCAUAUAAUAACUAUUAAUAUAACAUUUUUCUUGUUUUUCAAAAUCAUGAAUUAUGAUGAGAGGAUUAUAGAGAGAAUUGAAAUUUGAGGAUGGUGAAUUCAGGGAUAAUUGAAGAUGUGAUUAUAAUUGGAGGGUUAAUUGGUGUACAAUUUGUUUAUGCUGGAAAUGCUAUGCUCAUGAGUUAUCUUAUGUCCUUGGGUCUUCAAUCUUUUACCAUUGUCAUUUUCACUGCCUUUGCUACAUUCAUUCUUCUCCUUCCCUUUGUUCUUUAUUUUGAAAGGAGUAAAUGGCCUAAGAGAAUUAGUUUCAAGUUGUUUUUAAAGUUUCUUCUUCUUGCUCUUGGAGGUGUAACUUUGUUCCAAUCUUUAUUCCUUAAAGGAAUCAAUCUAACCUCAGCCGCAAUGGGAACAGCCAUGCCAAACCUUGCCCCAGGGUUUAUCUUCAUCAUCGCAUGGAUUUUUCGGUUGGAAAAAGUAGACUUAAACUGCACAUUUAGUAGAGUAAAAAUAAUUGGCACAUUGCUCUGUGUCUUAGGAGCAUUCACAAUGAGCUUAAUGCAAAGUAUCUCAACUCCUAUACCAAUGGAAAAGUUAAAACUUCAAUUAACUCUUCCAUCACCACCAAUUGUAAUGUUUGACAGAGACAAGAUCAUUGGUUGCCUGUAUCUCUUGGUUUCAAUCCUCCUUCUCUCAAGCACAGUUGUCUUACAGGCAUUUACGUUAGGAGAAUUUCCCGCGCCAAUGUCAUUGUGUGCAAUAACAUCAUUUUUGGGGGGUGUGAUUACGACAGCAGCUCAAUUAAUUGAAUAUCAUGAAAUCAAAACCGGGUAUCCAUUAGUUAGUGUUGGUGACAUGAUUGGUUAUUCUGUUCUGUCAGGUGCAGUAACUGGAAUAUGCUUAAGCAUCAGUGCUUGGGCACUUGAGAAGAGAGGGCCAGUUUUGGUAUCCAUGUUCAGUCCUGUUGGCACUGUUUGCUCUGUCAUUUUCUCUAUUGUUACUUUAGGAGAUAGUACCGUUAAUAUUGGAAGCAUAGCAGGGAUGUUCCUCAUGUUCACUGGACUCUACUUUGUGCUUUGGGCCAAAGGGAAAGAGGAUUGUAUAGAGAUUGAGUUUGAUGCAGAGAAGCCUCUCUUAAGUUGAUUUCUUUUUUCAAAAUUAAUGUCAAAACAAUAUUGUGUAAAUUAUGUGUAUGUUUUGACAAGUUAGUGUGUAAUUGUUAACUAUAGGUUUUGAGAUAGAGUAAUGUAUUAUAUAGGAGAGGUAUUUUUUUAGGCAAGGAGAUUAAUUAGUUAUGAACUGUAGGUUUUGGGAUAGAGUGAUGUAUUAUAUCCUCAUAAUUAAGAGGGCAUGAUGAAAACAAAACAAGUGGAUCAUUUGAGGGUGAGAAGAAGGAAUAGUUGAGAUAGAAAAUUGAACUCAAGAAAAAAUAAUUAUGAAGAAAAAAUGUAUAAUAUUUUAAUCUUAUUCUUCUUA
Messenger RNA from Vicia villosa (hairy vetch), 1589 nucleotides. RefSeq names its product WAT1-related protein At5g47470-like. Lineage: Eukaryota; Viridiplantae; Streptophyta; Magnoliopsida; Fabales; Fabaceae. Gene Ontology annotation, cellular component: plasma membrane. The record is from RefSeq and is a predicted model, not a curated record. Gene Ontology annotation, molecular function: transmembrane transporter activity. The transcript has 7 exons. Bases 207 to 1256 code for a protein of 349 amino acids.